AUGGGGACCGAGGCGGCUUUAAAGACGUUCACAGCAGAAGAGCUCGACGAGGCCACGAAUAACUACGCGCGGGAAAACUCGCUCGGUCGCGGCGGCUUCGGCACGGGGUACCGCGGAAAGCUCACGGACGGUUCCCCCGUGCUUGUAAUGAAGCUGAACCCGGAUAACACCCGCCAAGCCGCGGAGAAAUUCACCCGCGAAGUGACCAUCCUCACGCGCGCGGACCACCCGCAUCUGUCCGAUCUGUACGGAUUAGGGUUGGUGAUCCUGCAGUUGUUGACCGGCGAGAAGGUGAAUAAGGUGCUUGAGUUUGCGAAAUUCGGGCUGGAGGGUAUUCUGGAUCAUCUGGAUAAGACGGUUCAGUGGAACCCGGAGAUUGCGAAGGAGGUUGCUGACGUGGCACUCAAGUGUAGGGACCGGAUGAGCCGGCCGGAUUUAGAGACGGUGGUGCUGCCGAUGCUGAAGAAAUACGCGGAGCAGACUAAAGGGGAGAAAGAAACGGAGGCCCCUCCGCCUGCUGCUGCUGCUGGUGCUGCUGGUGGUGGUGCUAAGGGUGGUGGUGGUGGGGCGGGUAAGGGGCAUGAGAAGAAGGGUGCGGCUGCGGCGGCCGCUGCGCCUCAGAAGAAGGGGCUGUUUGGGUAUUUCUUUGGGAAGCGGUGA
This is a messenger RNA of Closterium sp. Naga37s-1, 660 nucleotides long. The record is from the annotation of a GenBank genome assembly. Lineage: Eukaryota; Viridiplantae; Streptophyta; Zygnematophyceae; Desmidiales; Closteriaceae.